Messenger RNA from Torulaspora globosa, 1929 nucleotides. RefSeq names its product CCAAT displacement transcription factor COY1 (gene COY1). The transcript has a single exon. The record is from RefSeq and is a predicted model, not a curated record. Lineage: Eukaryota; Fungi; Ascomycota; Saccharomycetes; Saccharomycetales; Saccharomycetaceae. Gene Ontology annotation, biological process: intra-Golgi vesicle-mediated transport. Gene Ontology annotation, cellular component: Golgi membrane. The coding region runs from base 1 to 1929 and encodes 642 amino acids.
AUGGAUCUUUCAGUCUACCGACAUGCGGUGGAUCUAUGGACUAAGGCGGAUUUAAGCAGUUUACAGAGCCAAUUAGACAAAGAUAUAAUCGAGAUAAAGGAGAGAGAGACUCAAUUCUUGGAAUCGAGAAAGGCACUAGCAUCUGAGACUAAAGUAUUCAAGAAACUGCCCUCAGAUGAAAAAUUGGCAAAUAUCAACAAGAUCAUUAAACACUAUCAGCAAGAGAUCGACAACCUUACAAAGAGAUCGAAAAGCUCUGAAGUUGUAUUACUGGAUGUGUAUGGUAAGAUAUGCGAAGCUCCUGAUCCGACCCCCUUGAUGAUCCACUCAGUGGAUAAACUGAGCAAGAUAGAUGACUCCAGUGCACUUAAGCAGCAAGUGGAAAACUUGGAGGACAAGCUAGCCAAGUAUGCUGAUUAUGAUAACUUGAAAGCCAGACUUCUUGACUUGGAGCAAAACGCGGCUGUUACUUUGGCGAGAAGAUUGACGGCUAAAGAGCAAGAAAUGAGCUCAACAUGGGGAGAGAAGCAAAGGAACUGGGAUGAAAGGGAGGCAAAGCUCCUUAAGCAGGUUGAAAAUCUGGAGAAGCGCCUUUAUGAAGGGGCUGUGGUAGAAAAGGAAACUGAUGAGGGUCUAUCUCACGAUGUGACGGCACGAAACCUUCUCGAACAGGAACUGGAAUCUGCACAGUCUAGAGUUUUCCAACUGGAGCGAAGGAAUGAGGAAUUAAACGGCGCCCUAGCGAAAGCUACAAGUACCGCUGAGCAAGAAUCGCAAUUGCAAGCUAGGGAAAACAAGAUAAGGCAGUUGGAGAGCGAAAAUGCCCUACUGAGUGCUUCGUCAGAACGUGAGCAUCAGCAGCUCAAGAAAAUAGAGAAAGAGCUGACCGAGAAGAUUAGUAAUUUGCAGGCGGAAGUGAAUUCCUAUAAGUCAGAAGUAAAUUCUACCAGGAUGAAACUAGAGAAUUAUUCGGACUAUGUUCAAAUCAAAGAGGAGUUAUCAGCUUUGAAGAGGAUAGAAUUCGGGACUGACACAAAUGAUGAGGAGAACGUUGCCGGGCAAAGCAGUGUGGAAUCCGGCAUCAUAUCUGCGAAUAAGAGAUUACAAGGGGCACUUGCUGAUUUACGAAGUAAAUUCGGCGAUUGUGAAGAGGAGAACAAUAAGCUGAAAGCUCAAAUAUCUGAGCUACAAAAUAAGCUUACGGAGUCGGAAAUUCUGAACCGUAAACUGGAGGCUGAUCUUGAUAAGAUCGAAGAAGUCGAUCAAAAAUUUAAUGACACGGCAAGUAUGAUGUCAGGCGUCACAAGACAGAUGAACAAUCGAUGGGGUAAGUUAUCACCGACUAGCUCGAUUGUUGGCAUACCUGAGGAGUCAGAGACUGCUGCUACUUUCGGCAACAAUACUAUUCUGCCAAUCAUAACCAAGCAACGUGAUAGAUUACGCAACAGAAAUACCGAGCUAGAGAAGCAGAUGAGACAGCUCAACAACGAUAAAAAUAAGCUCAAGGGUGAGCUGACUAAAUUACAAGCUGAUAACGCCAAACUGUACGAGCGGAUGCGCUACUUAUCGAGGUCUAGUGGGAACACCGGAGACGCAGCGAUCGCUAACAUCGACGCUGAAGCUCAAUACUCGCAGAUAUUCGAGGACUCCAUAAAUCCAUUGACAAACUUGAAGAAGAAAGAGAUGGAGUACUACAGGAGGAACAAACUAUCGAUAUGGGAAAAAAUGUUUCUGAGCUUUGCGCGAAUUGUACUUGCAAACAAGACGACGAGAGUACUAUUUCUAUUCUACUGUUUCGGCAUUCACGGCCUAAUCUUCAUGAUGAGCAUAUACGUUAUCAAUCUCAGCGGGUACAUGACGCCCGAGGUCGGCAUUGUUCAAUCAUCCGCAAGCAGAGCCUCGAAGAUCGCAGCGAAUCAAGAUAUGUAA